Messenger RNA from Ceutorhynchus assimilis (cabbage seed weevil), 1548 nucleotides. The record is from the annotation of a GenBank genome assembly. NCBI's taxonomy places the organism in Eukaryota, Metazoa, Arthropoda, Insecta, Coleoptera, Curculionidae.
GGUCGCUAGUCGGGCACUGACCCUGCUUGCAAGAUUAUUGUCGUUGGUUUGCCUCGCUCGAACAUCGUUAAAAUCGAAGGUCUCAGCGUGCGUAAUAAAUUUACCCGCAAUAAGUUUGGUUGAUUGUUUUUCGAAAAUGGUUGAAGGCGAUUUGAAAGUGAACAUUGACUUGUGUCUCGAAGUCGAGAAACAUCCUUGCUUAUACGACAUCACUCGAGAAGAUCAUGCGAAACGGACAAUUGCAGAUAAAGCCUGGACGGAAGUUAGUGGAAAAGUCGGAUUACCAGUUGAAGCCUGCAAAAAACGUUGGUCAAAUUUGAGAACAGUCUACGUCCGGAGAAGAUCUAAUCCAUCGAAGAACGGCGGAGGUAUCAAGAAAGACUACUACUUGAACAAGUAUAUGCAAUUUCUUAAUCCAUACACCAGAAUUGCUUCAAGAAAUCAUUCGUCGCGAGUUUCCAGUGGGAAAGAUCAACCAUCCACGUCAGAGCAAGCAGGGCAGUCAUUAGAAAUUCAGCAAAGAGAUGCAUAUGAAGAUGAUUCAGAGGAUGGAUUUGCCUACCUAACAGCUAAAGAAGAUGAUCAGAGUGCCGAUAAUGAUCAUAAUCAACCAGUGAUUAACCAAAAUGUUCGCCAACAGCCCAACAAAAGAGCGAUUCAUGUAUCCGAGUCGUUUUCAGAACACGCCCAGUCCAAGAAGCAAAAGCUAAGUGUCGAUCCGGAAAAUCCACGCCGGUGUUUCUUGCUAAGUUUAAUGCCAGAAGUCGAGGAACUACCUGAAGCCCAAUUUAAAGUCUUUAAACGGCGGGCCCUUGCACUCCUAGAUGAACUUUAUAUUAUUUCGCCUCCCACUACAACUUCAAGCACUGAAUCAUACGUUGAGUGUAAUUAUGGUGACCAAGAUUUAACUGCCAGUGAUAUAUUAGAACAUAGCUAUGGAAGUAUUGUGAAAGUGGAACCUUAUAGCACAGAGAGUCAACAUGAAACAGAAUGAACUUUAUUCUAGUAUGUGGUUUUAGGUCAUGUUGGAAAAACAUAGCAAAGCGUUGGUGGAGAGACAAUUAAAUUGUUUGUACCUAUUUAGUUUUUCAGGCUUAAGGCUAUUUUUCUCAAGUAAACCCUUUCACUAUUAUUCACAUUUCUAAUUUAUGAACCCACAGUGAGCGGUUGCUGCAAGCUUACCAAACUUGAAUUAUAUUAGAUUGUUAAUUCGUGUUAUAAAAAUGACAAUUACUUUCAUUAUUGUUACUAAAUUGAGUCAUAUGCUAAUGGCGAGAUAAAUAUAGCACCGAGUAUUACACCAGAAUAAAAAGCAAGACCUUGAAUAAUAUUUUUAAGAAAAAGCUCAUAUUUUCUUGUAUGAUAUGAUAAGAUUUUGUUUAAUUUUUAUUGAGAAAAGUAACGGAUUUCAUCCUUAACAUAUAAUAACGUAAUUGAGAACAAAGUGCCAUUAUGCUUUUGUAAACAAUCACAUCAAUCAUCAAUACUUGUUGCUUUGGCCGUUAAUUAUAAAGCAAACACAAUGCAAUAUUGUUUAAAAGUUCCGUA